AUGUUGGAUUCACUCGAGUCUGCUAUUGAAACAUAUUACAAAUUCAAAGAAGGAAGGACUUCAAUGGAAUACACGAGAGAAAAUCGACAUCGUAGUGGUGUCCCCACACUAUUACAUCUUUCACAACAAUGCAUCAAACGUCACGUCUUUCAGCUUCUGGAUGUAGGGACUACCCCAUAUCAUUUACUAGAGCCAGUGCUAGCUAUGAUGUCUGCAAAACAACUAGACCAGCUUGAAUCAAGUUCCACACAACUACUACCUUAUAGUGACAAGCUUUGGCGGUCUUUAAUAAUAAAGGACUUCCCCGACAGACCGCCGGAUAUCGGCCCAUUAGAGGAUGUGGGUGAGACGAUGCCAUAUAAGUCAUUGUACAAUAAAUAUGUCAAAGAGAGAGAUGAGUUUCGAAAGAAUUCAAGAAAGAGACUUCAACAUAUGCAGGAAUCUUUGAGGAAAGAGAAGCAGAAAAAUCAAGUUGUUGCAGUAAGUGAAUUACUCAGAGAUCCAUCAAGAAAGAUUAGAAAUUACUCAGGAACUGGUGGUGGAUAUCGCCAACUGACGACACAGCCGUGGAAUAAAAACUCUAUACUUGGCAAAGCAACGAGAGAUGUUCAAAGUAGACAGAUAUAUUUUGGGAAGCAACCACAAAAACGAUACGAUCCGUAUGAUGCAUUCAAUUUCAAAAGUGAACUACCUUUGAGGGUACCGAGAAAACCAAUCCUGAGAAGAACCGUACUAGCUUCAUCAAAAUACUCGCAACCACAACUGCAAUCGCAACUGCAACUGCAAUCGCAACCACAACUACAGACACAUGAUAUAAGCCGUAUUAAGCCUCAAGUAGAGGAAAGAUCCAUCUCACCAAAUCCUCCACCUAGUGCUGAGGAGCUUGAGCAAAUUGCAAAAAGAAGGCGACAGCAGCAACAGCAACAACCACCAUCGAUAUUUCUCCACAAGCGGAAGCCACCUAUUAGCUCGCCACGGCGUGUUCAAAAACCAAGACCCGUUGAAAAAUCAAUAAGAGUGUCCACAAAGGAACUGGGGAAGGAACCACCAAGUAAAAUUAAACAAAUAAAAUCUUCCAUUUUCAGUUAA
This is a messenger RNA of Lodderomyces elongisporus, 1089 nucleotides long. RefSeq names its product elongin A (gene ELA1). The record is from RefSeq and is a predicted model, not a curated record. Bases 1 to 1089 code for a protein of 362 amino acids. The transcript is spliced from 3 exons. Gene Ontology annotation, cellular component: nucleus; elongin complex. Lineage: Eukaryota; Fungi; Ascomycota; Pichiomycetes; Serinales; Debaryomycetaceae. Gene Ontology annotation, biological process: transcription elongation by RNA polymerase II.